UCCCCUCCCUGCCCUUCCCCCUCCCCCUCCCCCUCGCACUUUCACUUCCCGUUUGUUGCUUGCGAAGCCCUGUUCCGCUGCAAAUCUCGUCGUGAUCUCAGGCAACCAGCCGUCGCCGUCGCCGUCGCCGAGCUUCGCAAGCAUUACCAAAGAUGUCUCGGAGAUAUGACAGCCGCACGACAAUCUUCUCCCCUGAAGGUCGCCUCUACCAAGUUGAGUAUGCAAUGGAGGCCAUUGGCAAUGCUGGGAGUGCAAUAGGGAUACUAGCUAAGGAUGGGGUUGUCUUGGUUGGUGAAAAGAAGGUUACUUCCAAGCUUUUGCAAACCUCAACUUCAACGGAGAAGAUGUACAAGAUCGACGAUCAUGUUGCAUGCGCCGUUGCUGGAAUUAUGUCUGAUGCCAACAUUUUAAUCAACACUGCUAGAGUCCAAGCUCAACGGUACACAUAUGCAUACCAGGAGCCAAUGCCUGUGGAACAACUAGUCCAAUCACUCUGCGAUACUAAGCAAGGCUAUACACAAUUUGGUGGGCUUCGCCCAUUUGGUGUUUCUUUUCUGUUCGCAGGAUGGGACAAGAACUAUGGUUUCCAGCUUUACAUGAGUGAUCCAAGCGGAAACUAUGGUGGCUGGAAAGCUGCGGCAAUCGGUGCCAAUAACCAAGCUGCACAGUCUAUCCUGAAACAAGAUUACAAGGAUGAGAUCAACCGAGAGGAGGCAAUCCAGCUUGCCCUGAAGGUGCUGAGUAAAACUAUGGACAGCACUAGCCUUACUUCCGAUAAGCUUGAGCUGGCCGAAGUGUUCCUAAUGCCUUCUGGGAAUGUGAAGUACCAAGUCUGUUCGCCUGAGUCUCUGAACAAGCUCUUGGCGAAAUUCGGGGUGGCGCAGCCUUCUACGGAGGCGUAAAAAGCUCUAUCAAGGACUAUUUCGGGUCUUAUUUAUACUUUGGGGCUGUUUGAGGUGGUUCUCUGGUACCUUUGUUGAAUUUAGACUUGCAACGACUGUUUCGUGAUAUUGUCCUUAUGGCUCUCUCAAUUAGCACUCUCAGCUCUCGAUCCAGUUUACAUUAUUGUUGGCA
This is a messenger RNA of Syzygium oleosum, 1074 nucleotides long. Its product is annotated as proteasome subunit alpha type-4. The record is from RefSeq and is a predicted model, not a curated record. Lineage: Eukaryota; Viridiplantae; Streptophyta; Magnoliopsida; Myrtales; Myrtaceae. Gene Ontology annotation, cellular component: nucleus; proteasome core complex; cytosol. The transcript is spliced from 2 exons. Gene Ontology annotation, biological process: ubiquitin-dependent protein catabolic process. The coding region runs from base 153 to 902 and encodes 249 amino acids.